Messenger RNA from Penicillium robsamsonii, 192 nucleotides. RefSeq lists its product as uncharacterized. The record is from RefSeq and is a predicted model, not a curated record. NCBI's taxonomy places the organism in Eukaryota, Fungi, Ascomycota, Eurotiomycetes, Eurotiales, Aspergillaceae. The transcript is spliced from 3 exons. The coding region runs from base 1 to 192 and encodes 63 amino acids.
AUGGCCAAGCACACCAUGACCCAGCCUCCAGUGAAAGGCCAGUACCUACAGGUUGGUGUAGGAUACCGUCCCGAGAACGAGGCAACAAGCUACAAGGCACCGGUAUUUCCUGAACAGGAAAGAGAAGGUAAAUACUGGGCAUUGUGGCGUCCAGUCGAUACAGGUUUGGUCCCUGAUGGCGACGGCUUAUAG